Molecule: messenger RNA, 4676 nt
Organism: Juglans regia (Persian walnut)
Lineage: Eukaryota; Viridiplantae; Streptophyta; Magnoliopsida; Fagales; Juglandaceae
Product: pleiotropic drug resistance protein 3-like
Exons: 24
Coding region: 128-4426 (1432 amino acids)
Cellular component (GO): membrane
Molecular function (GO): ATP hydrolysis activity; ABC-type transporter activity; ATP binding
Source: RefSeq, a predicted model, not a curated record
ACCAGUAUAUCUUUUCCAUUUAUACCGUGCUUGUCAACUUCGAGUUCCAACAAGUCGUCUACUAAAACUUGGAGAAGCCCAGUGGAGUGCUGCUCUGCUCCAAGCAAAAACCAACACAUCCAUUCAAAUGGAGUUAUCCACGAUUGAAGGAGGCAUUCAACCACCAUUUCAACAAACUGGUGCAGAUUGUUUUAUAGAGGAGGAAGAUGAGGAACUUCAGUUGCAAUGGGCUGCAAUUGAGAAAUUACCUACAUUUAAACGGCUCAGAACCUCAGUGUUUGGUAUUGAUCACGACCUCGGAAGCAGUGGAAUGGAAUUAAAAGGGAAGAGGACGACAGAUGUUACCAAGCUUGGAGCAAUUGACAGACAUCUUUUCAUUCAGAAGCUCAUAAAGCACAUUGAGAAUGAUAAUCUCCGGUUGCUGCAGCAACUGAGAGACAGGAUUGACAGGGUGAACGUAAAGUUACCCACUGUGGAGGUGAGAUACAAGAAUCUGUCUGUGGAAGUGAAGUGCGAAGUAGUCAAAGGGAAGCCUCUUCCGACGCUAUGGAACUCUCUCAUGAGUCAGUUAUCAGUUUUUAAGAAGGUAAUACGGUGCAAUUCUCAGGAAGCCAAUAUAAGCAUCUUAAAAGAUGUCAGUGGCAUCAUUAAGCCAUCAAGGCUUACACUUCUGCUUGGUCCCCCAGGCAGUGGGAAAACGACCUUGUUAUUGGCUCUUUCCGGAAAGCUAGACCAAUCUCUAAAUGUUGCAGGGGAAAUCUCUUAUAACGGUUACAAACUAGAUGAGUUUGUUCCACAGAAAUCAUCAGCUUACAUAAGCCAAUAUGACCUGCACAUACCUGAAAUGACUGUGAGGGAAACAAUUGACUUUUCAGCGCGCUGCCAGGGUGUUGGAAGCAGAGCUGAUAUCAUGAUGGAAGUAAGCAGAAAAGAGAAAGCAGCAGGAAUUGUCCCUGACCCUGAUGUGGACACUUAUAUGAAGGCAAUAGCAGUUGAAGGACAAAAACGAAAUCUCCAAACGGACUAUGUUUUGAAGAUCCUUGGACUGGAUAUCUGCAGUGAUAUAAUGGUUGGUGAUGCAUUGACAAGAGGCAUUUCGGGUGGCCAGAAGAAAAGGUUAACAACAGGGGAGAUGAUUGUUGGGCCCACAAAAGCUCUAUUUAUGGAUGAAAUAUCGACUGGAUUGGAUAGCUCCACAACCUUUCAGGUUGUUACCUGUCUUCAGCAAUUGGUGCACAUCACUGAUACAACUGCAUUGGUUUCACUUCUUCAACCAGCUCCCGAAACAUUUGAUCUAUUUGAUGAAGUGAUACUAAUGGCAGAAGGGAAAAUAGCAUACCAUGGUCCUCGUAGUCAUGUACUUCAAUUUUUUGAGGAUUGUGGUUUCAAGUGCCCAGAAAGAAAAGGUGCUGCAGACUUCCUUCAGGAGGUAAUCUCCAAGAAGGAUCAGGCACAAUACUGGAACCAUGCUGGCCUUCCCUAUAAUUAUGUCUCAGUGGAUCAGUUCUCUGAAAUGUUCAAAGCAAGCGAUUUAGGACAGAGGUUAAAUGAUGAACUCUCAGAGCCAUAUGAUAAAUCUAAGAGCCACAGAAAUGCUUUGUCAUUUAGUAUUUACUCUUUGCGAAAAUGGGAAUUGUUCAAAGCUUGCAUGUCCAGAGAGCUACUUCUCAUGAAACGGAACUCAUUUGUCUAUGUGUUCAAGACAGUCCAGCUUAUCAUCACUGCAUUUAUUGCAAUGACUAUAUUUCUACGCACUCAGACGACUGUGGACUUGAACAGUGCCAAUUAUUUUUUGGGCGCUCUAUACUAUACACUUGUCAGACUCAUGACCAAUGGAGUUGCAGAACUGUCCUUGACAAUCAUCAGACUCCCAGUGGUUUACAAGCAAAGAUCAUUCUAUCUGUAUCCAGCAUGGGCUUAUUCGAUCCCAGCAUCUAUACUGAAAAUUCCAUUUUCUCUGGUUGAUUCAAUACUUUGGACAGCACUGACUUACUAUGUUAUUGGGUAUAGCCCUGAAGUUGGGAGGUUCUUUUCCCAGUUUCUUCUGCUGUUUGCCCUACAUCUAGCAUCAACGUCUAUGUGUCGUUUUGUCGCCUCAAUUUUCCGGACUAUGGAGACUGCAUCAACUUGUGGCGCUUUGAUCUUAAUGACACUUUUCUUGUUUGGAGGCUUCAUUAUUCCUAAAACCUCUUUACCACCUUGGCUGAGUUGGGGCUUCUGGCUUUCUCCCAUGACUUAUGCACAAAUAGGCAUAGCGCUAAAUGAAUUCCUUGCUCCACGAUGGCAAAAGGUUUCAAAGGGAAACACGACCAUAGGGACGGCGGUUCUAACCAGUCAUGGCUUGAACUUUGAGGGCUAUUUCUAUUGGAUAUCCUUAGGGGCUUUGCUUGGGUUCACUAUACUUUUUGAUGCAGGCUUUGUCUUAGCCUUAACUUACUUGCCAGCUCCUAAAAUGUCUCGAGCUAUUAUUUCGAAGAAAAGUAUUUCUCAGAUACAAGAAAAAAAUGGUAGCAGAAGUAGCACACAACUGGAUAACCAAUCAACUCUAGGUACCUUUUCCAAAGCUACUGAAGAGACAAAACGUUCUGGGAUGCUGGUCAUACCAUUUGAGCCUCUGACAAUAGCAUUCAAGGAUGUGCAAUACUUUGUUGAUACGCCUCCGGAGAUGAGAAAGAAGGGUUUCGAUCAGAAAAGGCUUCAGCUGCUUCGAGAUAUUACAGGAGCAUUUAGGCCAGGAAUUCUUACGGCACUUAUGGGGGUCAGUGGAGCUGGGAAAACGACUCUCAUGGAUGUCCUUUCUGGAAGGAAAACUGGAGGUAUUAUUGAAGGGGAUAUAAGAAUUGGAGGGUAUCCCAAGAUCCAGAGUACAUUUGCAAGAAUAUCAGGUUACUGUGAGCAAAAUGAUAUACAUUCUCCUCAGAUUACUGUAAAAGAAUCAGUGACAUACUCAGCUUGGUUGCGGUUGCCACCAGAGACUGAUCCAGAGACAAAAGCUAGAUUUGUAGAAGAAGUCAUUGAAACAAUUGAACUUGAUGAUAUAAAAGAUUUGUUAGUUGGCAUUCCCGGCCAAAGUGGCCUAUCUACCGAACAACGUAAAAGGCUAACAAUUGCAGUGGAGCUUGUUUCCAAUCCGUCAAUUAUAUUUAUGGAUGAACCUACGUCAGGUUUAGAUGCCAGAGCAGCUGCAAUUGUAAUGCGUGCAGUGAAGAAUGUGGUUGCCACUGGAAGGACAACAGUUUGCACCAUCCACCAACCAAGCAUUGACGUAUUUGAGAAUUUUGAUGAGUUGAUUCUAAUGAAAAUUGGAGGACAGAUUAUCUACUCUGGAAUGCUAGGUCGCCAUUCAAGUAAACUCAUUGAAUAUUUUGAGGGUAUUUCUGGUGUGCCAAAGAUAAAAAAUAAUUAUAAUCCAGCAACAUGGAUGCUAGAAGUUACUUCAGCUUCAGUAGAAGCAGAUAUUGGUUUAGAUUUUGCCAAAAUCUACAAGGAGUCACCUCUGUAUCGUGACACCAUCGAGUUAGUACGACAGCUGAGUGAACCACAGCCAGGAUCAAGUGACUUGCAGUUUCCCUCUCGUUUUCCAGAAAGUGGUUGGGUUCAGUUUAUUGCAUGCCUAUGGAAACAAUACUUAUCUUAUUGGAGGAGUCCUGAAUACAACUUGGGGCGUUUCGUGUUUGUGAUUGCUGCCGCACUGGUGUUUGGGGCAGUCUUUUGGCAGAAAGGAAAGGAGAUAAAAACUGAGCAGGAUUUGUUCAACAUACUUGGAUCCAUGUAUAGUGCUGUAAUAUUCUUAGGCCUAAACAAUUGUUCAUCGGUUCUACCAUACGUGGUAACUGAGCGCACCAUUCUGUACCGGGAAAAAUUUGCUGGAAUGUACUCCUCAAUGGCUUACUCAUUUGCACAGAUGGCCAUCGAAAUACCUUAUGUGCUGCUGGAAACGGUUUUGUAUGUGGCCAUUACAUAUCCAACAAUAGGGUACCAAUGGUCAGUUUACAAGCUCUUUUGGUACUUCUAUGCCACAUUCUGCACUCUUCUAUACUUUGUGUAUCUUGGGAUGCUGAUUGUUUCAUUGAGCACAAAUAUCGAAGUAGCUUCCAUUUUGGCAACUGCAGUCUACACCAUAUUGAACCUUUUCUCAGGCUUCCUAAUGCCAGGACCGAAAAUUCCAAAGUGGUGGAUCUGGUGCUAUUGGAUUUGCCCUACAUCUUGGUCCCUAAAUGGCCUGCUGACUUCACAAUACGGAGACAUGAAUAAAGAGAUUCUGAUCUUUGGGGAGGUCAAGACGAUUAGUUCUUUUCUUGAGGAUUAUUAUGGCUUUCAACAUGAUCGUUUAGGCCUUGUGGCCUUUGUUCUCAUUGCUUAUCCGGUCAUCUAUGCUUCCCUGUUUGCCUACUGCAUUGGGAAAGUAAACUUCCAAAGCAGGUAGAAAGGAGCUAAAAAUUUGUUUCCAAGUUAUCGAUAAUGUUAGAAGUUGCAAAGAUCUUCACAGCAUUUGUUAUAUAGUUCGUUGGGAACGUGGCUUUUCAGCUCAUGGCAAGGAAAGGAAGCAUAUGUAUAUAUACAUAUCAAAUGUGAACUAGCAUGACAUAAGUAUAUGAUUAUUUGGAAUUUCUAGCACAUGGCAAGGAAAGGAAGCUUAGUACUUUAAAAUGCCAUUCAAAGUACGAAUUUGCUAA